Molecule: messenger RNA, 4277 nt
Organism: Lindgomyces ingoldianus
Lineage: Eukaryota; Fungi; Ascomycota; Dothideomycetes; Pleosporales; Lindgomycetaceae
Exons: 2
Coding region: 116-4225 (1369 amino acids)
Source: RefSeq, a predicted model, not a curated record
CACUCUGUGACGCUGCAAAUGCCUCCCAAUUCUUCACCGGCGGUGGCGCAGUCCCCCUGGACUAUAUCUUGAGGGUAGUGCUCUUUUCGCCCUCAAUACAUUCAUAAUCGUCAUCAUGCUCGACCCGGUAUCGGCAGUAGGCGUGGCUGCUGCUACCGUACAGUUUGUCGACUUCAGCACCAAGCUCUUUGCAGUGGGGAAAGAACUACGAGGUUCCCUUACAGGGCAAACGGCUGAACGCAUUCAACUUGAUGAAGUAUAUUCGCACCUCAAAACGAUAAGCACGAAGCUGUCUCAAUCAACUCGACCACCUACAGCGACGAUACCAUCACAAGAAGAACAGGAUUUGUAUCGGUUAGCAGGCUUGUGCCAGCAAGAAUGCGAUCUGUUUCUCGUCAAGAUUGACAAGGUAAAUCGCAAGAGCAGCUCUCAGAGAACCUUUAACACUUUUCGCGAUGCGUUGAAGUUAGUGUGGAGCCAGAAGGCUAUUGAUGGUCUGGAGAAGAGACUAGAGAGGUAUCAGCGGGAACUGACUCUUGCUCUAAUUAACCAUCUUGGAAAUGGUCAGUCUUCCAUCGUCCGUGGUCUGCAGACCCUCAUUGCAGACAACCGUCGUCUUGAGUCUAGUCAAAAACGCCAAAUCGACGACAUUACCGAUUUGUUGAUUGGUAUCCAAAAAGAACAAGAUUCCCAGCGAAACCGCUUCGGUCAAUCAGGGGCUCCAUCUACCUCUCAUAUUGGAUAUGUCACUAUGAAAAUACCAUGGGCGUUUCAUGUUGCAUCGCAGAUGAUUCUUCAACAGAGAUUUCUGUCCUCACUUUAUUUUCAAUCCCUCAAACUUCGUCAUUCCCGAAUUGAGAAUGCCCAUGACCGGACAUUUAAAUGGCUGUUCCAAAAACCUGGUCUCAAACAACGCGGAUCAGAUCCAAAGAUGAGAUUUCUCAACUGGCUUCGGUCUGGGCAAGGCAUCUUUUGGGUGAGUGGCAAACCGGGCUCUGGGAAGUCCACCCUGAUGAAAUAUAUCAACUCGAAUCCGCGGACUGAGGAGGUACUAUUCGAGUGGGCGAACCCAAGGACAAUCGAGAAUCCUCCAAAAAAACACGAUUCGCCUCCAAAUAUGACCUUUUUCUCGCGUCGAGUAGAUGACGAAAGCGACGACGCCUCGGACGAGAGCGAGGAAGUCAGUAACACGCAGGAGCACACACAAGAUGCUGGAGGUGAUUUUGAUGAAGAGAUACGAGUAGUUGUGGCGAGCUUUUAUUUCUGGAGCGCUGGGACGAGCAUGCAGAAGUCACAGCAAGGCCUUUUUCAAUCCCUCCUUUACGAAAUAUUUAGCCAUGCGCCUGAUCUGAUGAAACAGGCGUGCCCAAUUCGGUGGCAAGCGGCUGAGGUAGGCGAGAGCCAGGAACCCUGGACGAUCGAGGAAAUAUCGGAUACCAUUAAACGGACAAUUGGACUGGCAACUGAUUCUAUCAAAUUCUGUUUCUUCGUAGAUGGGGUCGACGAGUACAUUGGAGACCACUUUGAGAUGGUUCGAGUCCUGGAAUCCUUUGCUCGACUGCCUAAUGUCAAAAUUUGUGUUUCGAGCCGGCCUUGGAAUGUUUUUGAAGAUGCCUUUGGGAAAGACUCUGACCAAAAAUUCUAUCUCCAAGAUCUCACUCGCGGAGACAUCGACCGCUACGUCCGUAGCAAACUGAAACAGCACCCUGCAUGGAAAACGCUUACACACGAUGAUGAGCGCUAUAAAGCAAUUGCUACCGAAAUUAUUGAAAAGGCUCAGGGCGUAUUUCUUUGGGUAUUCCUAGUGGUACGCUCGCUGCUCGAAGGGUUGAGUAACGGUGACACCCUGUCCCUCCUCCAAGAAAGGCUCCGGCGGAUACCGACAGAUUUGAGAGACUUUUUCAAGUAUAUGUUGGACUCUCUAGACCCGAUUUAUAACCAACAUGUUGCCCAUUUCUUCCUAGCUGCGUUAGACUCGGACCCUCUUCCUCUGAUGAUGUACGCCUAUUUCGAAGAGGAAUUUGAUGAUCCCAACUAUGUCUUUGAGCUUAACAACACUCAAAUGGAAACCUAUGACAUCAUUCCACGCCAUAAGCAGACCGAGAGGCGCCUCAAUGGUCGAUGCAAGGGACUUCUGGAAGCCAAUCGUGAAGAGGGCGUCGACUUUUUCCGUUAUAGUGUAGGGUUUUUGCACCGGACAGUCCGAGACUUUUUCUUAACUCUCGAGAUGAGAGAAGAGUUUGAGCGCAGAUUACCUUCGUCGCUACAAAUCUGUGUUUCCAUGGCUAAGUCCUCGCUCGCCUUGAUCAAAAAGUCCCCUAGAGUUGGCGAAGUCGUCGGCAAAUCCUCGUCGUUUCGAUACCUAUUGGAUCUCACAUUGUACAGUUCUCGGCGGGCCGAACUGUCUAACGGAGCACCGACAACCAAGAUUCUGGAUGAGCUCUCAUAUGUCCUCAAAGACUUGAACUUUUACGAAUCUUACUGGUCUGGAACCAAAGAGAGAGGUGGAGAUACAAGAGACAUGUUCCUUGCAUUAACACUAGAAAGGGGGCUAUUAUUGUACACAUCCCAACAACUUGAGUAUCGGAGUCGAAAUCCAAUCUCCACGCGAAGAUUGAAUCUUGGAGGCGAACAAAGUUGGUCCCUUUUAGACUGUGCAUUGACACUUCCAAGAUCGGAAUCCUUUGAUGAGCCUGAUGUAUCCGAUAUGGUACUUUAUUUGCUUACGAAUGGCUGCAACCCGAACGAGUUGCACAACAAUAAGACUCCAUUCUCUCGCUUCCUUCAACGUAUGGGACUCGAACAAAUGAAUGAGAACGCCGGAGCCGAGACCUCUGUCUACUCGCAUAGAUUAACAGUCUUAAAACAUCUCCUGACACAUGGGGGAGACCCCAACUUUGGGGCGAGUGAAGGGUCGUGGGCAACAUGGGUGACAUUUUUCCGCCGCCUCUACGAGCAAGAUGUUCCCAAGAAGCACUGUCAGCAUUUUAUUGACAUUAUCGAGCUACUUUUAUCCUUUGGAGCAGAUCCGAAUCGCCCUGCUGAGGGUGUAUGCCGAUGCUGUCGAACAUUCACUCCGUGGAGGCACUUCCUUACUUGGAGAGGUGGAUUGAAAGGAAUCAAGGCAGCUCCAUUCCACCAACAAGAAUUUCUCGCACGCGUGUGUACGCUCUUAUUAGAACAUGGAGCCGAUCCAACAAUAACAUUUCCUCAAUCUAAGAACUCCUGGGUGGUAGCUAAAACUGCUAGCGCUGUGAAUCUGCCCGGACUAUCCGUAGCGGACAUUAUCCGCACGGACUUCCCAGCCCGACUUGCUGCGCCGGUUCUUGCAGCACUCCCAAUAGAGGCCAAGACGUCGAAUCAAAACCAGUGCGGAAUUCGUGGACCUGGUAGUACUCCAUCCCCUGGUGGUACAUAUUCUGAAUCCAUCGCAAGACCCUCGACAAUAUCACUCUGGAAUCCUUUGUCCUGGCUGUCGUACUUCCGCCAGCCACCACCACCAGCAAAGGAAGCCCAUAUCCAAAGCUUGGACCUAUUCACACGAGUCUCAGACGACAUAGCAUUCACGGACCUGGACCCUGCUUCUGCAUCCCAGAACCCCGCACUCGCAAUCACUCUUAGGAAAAUGGGCUUCACAUGCUCGUCAUCGGCUCUUCCCAAAUCGUUUCUUCUAGCUGCCCAAAACCGAUUCACUACUGCCGAGCUUCGAGGCCACCGUCGUGCUGAAGUGAGGUCUCCAAUCUUCUUAUUCGGUGCACAUCUCUUUCCGGGUAUUACCAUGCGAUGUAUGUCAAAUGACAAUUCCUAUCCUCACCGGUACUUAGAACCUUCCUCCGCGCUCCGUGAAAUCUCACGGCGCAUGACUCCGGCGACACUCAAUCGGUACGAGUGUCGGGCCAUGCGUAACACACCAUGGCCUGCUCUUAUUAGCUCUGGUUUAGGAACGUCUACUACUGGAAUGUUACUGUUUACGCAAGACAGGUCUCUGCAAUUCGAAAAUAUGUUCGAAUUUGAAAUGAUUUUCGAUAAGGACUGGGCACAAGUGGAUAUUGAGACAGCAGAUGGAGAGAAAGAAAGUAUCAUCGCACAGAUACAUGUUUAUAAGGGAGUUUGGAACGAUCUCGUUCCCGUGGAAGAGAGACGCUGGGACCCAUCUCGCUUGUUAACAGAACGGAGGCUGAAGAACGCUUUUGAUCGUGUACGAGAGCUAGAACAUGAUAUGUAAUUAGAAGAAUGUUGACAGAAUGCCGCGCUGGUUUUUAAAAGCCUGACGUACG